AUGCGUUCCGUUCCAUUAGUUUUGAAUGGUUUGUGUUUGCUUGCCACCGGUGCUCUUGGUGGCUUAGUUAACUUCUUCCCUGCUCCUCCAUCCAAUAACAAACCUAUUCCAGGUGGUUCUCCCGUUUCUCAAUGUGAUGUGAGUGAAUCACAGUUGUUAGAGCUCUCUAGUUUGCAUUUGACCCCUAAUCCUCCAGUUCGUGGUAAGAAUGUGACGAUUACUGCUGUUGGGGAUUUGCUAGACGAAGUAGAUGAAGGUGCCUACGUUGAUGUAGAGGUUCGUUUGGGUUACAUCAAGCUUUUGACCCAGACUUUUGACCUGUGCGAAACUUUGGAGGAUAAUGAUGUCGGGGGAUUGACCUGUCCGCUUUCUGCUGGCCAUUAUAGCGUGCAGAAGGAAGUUGAGAUCCCAGCUGAAGUUCCUCCAGGAAAGUAUGUUGUUCUAGCUAGAGCUUACAAUGUCGACGACGAGUUGAUCACCUGCUUGACCGGCGAAAUAGUCUUUCCAUCCACUGGUGGGGCCCAACUCUCGAAACUUCGCCACAAACUGUACUAG
Torulaspora delbrueckii is the source of this 555-nucleotide messenger RNA. It is a transcript of the gene NPC2, whose product is annotated as sterol transporter. Bases 1 to 555 code for a protein of 184 amino acids. Gene Ontology annotation, biological process: intracellular sterol transport. The record is from RefSeq and is a predicted model, not a curated record. Lineage: Eukaryota; Fungi; Ascomycota; Saccharomycetes; Saccharomycetales; Saccharomycetaceae. The transcript has a single exon. Gene Ontology annotation, molecular function: sterol binding.